AUGAUCCGCCCCACGUCUACCGGAAGUCGAUCAUCGACCCACAUGACAUCGCACGCCACCUCCCCUCGUCCACCUCCCGCGCGCACCCCUCGCCAGUCCGAUCAGCCCUCCCCCAGCUCCACCCGCUUCGGCUCAUCGCCCGACAAAGUCGACCCCAACAAGUUUAUCGCUCCACAGGACCCUCUCAGUAACUUUCGUGCGGAUGCAGGGCGGAACUUUGCGCAAUCUCGCUCGCCCCCUGCGCCGACCACAUCGGACGAGGACAUGAUGGGCAUAGAGGAUAUCACGGCGAGCCAGUGGGAGGCUUGUCCGCCUGGACGGGAAGAGAAGGAAAGGUCGGGAUCAGUGGACUCGCUGGAAAUGGAGGAGAGAUACAGGCGAAGUACCCGGAUGGCACCGGUGUUUAUGAAGAAGAGGAAGGAAGCAGAGUCAGAUGGAAAGGAGGUCACCGAUCGAGGACGACGCACAGCCACCCCCGGUCCCUCAUCCACCCCGGCUCGACAUGUCCGCCUCUCCUCCCCAGAAUCCGCUACCGGUUCUGGCGCCGACCUGGACGCAUAUGACGUGACUAUGGUGGACGAUCGUAGUCCAGCAUCAUCGGGGGACAAACGAUCUCGUGUCAACUCCCCCAGGCAUAGAAAUGUGCCGGACGAGGAGGCAGAUGCAGAUGGGGAGGAAGGCGGAGAAGACGAAGAUGGAGAUGAGGAUGAGAGGGAGGGCGCUCGGAGGGCCGAGGGUGGAGGAUCCGAGGAGGAAGACUCUGAUCCGGAUGGAGAGGGAUUGGCGAAGUCGAGCGAUACGGAGAUGCCGCUUUCGACGUCCCAGGCCGCCGAUCAUAUCGAAGAGUCGGACGACGAGGACGAGGUGGCGAUCGCCUGGACCCCUUCCCCCACCUCACCCCGCUCUGCCGCCCGUCGUAAACGGACAUCUUCUCCCUCCACCCACAAGUCCAAAGCCACUCGUGAUACCGCUUCCCCUCCCUUCAUUGGCAGCUCCACCAACAAAAGUACCGUCGCCCGUCCAUCUGCCUCUCGAUCUGGUCCAUCGCGCUCCUCCAAACGGUCAGCAGCCGUCACUGCUCGUGCUCGGAAUCGGGCGUUCAUCGUCCUCUCGGACGGAGAGGAUGACGAGUACGACCCAUCUGUCGGCGGGGACCGCAAGGCGUUCACACGCGAGUACGAGCGGCAGGUCUUGAAGGAGGUGGACGAGCCGGAAGAGACAGACGGAAGCGAGGAUGACGAGGACGAGGGGGAAAGGGGAGGGCUGGAACCUUACGAGUCCCAGGAAGAAACCUUCGAGGAGGACGAGGACGAAAACUUCUGCAUGCUGGCCAGCCAACAACCCAUGCCGGUCAAAUCGGUCAGGGCAAAGCCUGCCCCGGUCGUCAACGCGCGAGCCGGUCCCUCUCGGCUCUCCAUGCCACCUCCGCCCGUACCCAAACCCAAAUCCAAACCCCCCGUCAAAAAGCCUGCCCCGCAGGACGAUGACAUGGAUGAGUACGACGACCUCCCUCUUGACUUCUUUGAUGGCGUCGACCUCGACCAGCUGGUCAGUAGCAAACCCUCCCACGGAUCCAAGACCGGUCCCUCGCCCAACCUCGAUAAUCUCUUCAGCCCCUCUCCACCCAGACGUCCAGCCCCCGCCAGAUCCACAUCCCGGGCACCCCUCAGUCCUCUCAUCCCCUCCAACUUCCAAUCCGCCCCGCGCACCGCUCCCAAGGGCAACCUGCUCCGUCAACUCGAUGCACUCGAGGACCGCUCCCACGACAACGGCGACGGCUCGGCGGAGAUUAUCGAGGACAUGGGCUAUAUGCCCGUCAGUCGAAUGCCGCCAAAGUGGCAGGACUUUUACAUGAAUCACUGGCGGCGCGGGGCGGACAAGUCGAAAGCCAAACAGCAACAGCGGACGGCAGAGUCGGAUGACGAGGAGGCGGGACCUCGAGCCUCGCCCGCCAAGAAGGCGAGGGUCACCAAGGCUGCGCGAGGAGGGGCGGCGGGAGGGACGCGGGGGCGGGGCAGAGGCGGAGGGCGGACGCUGGUCAGUCAUGAUGAUGUCGAGGAGGAUGAGGACGAUUAUGAGGGAGAUCUGGGUGGACCGAGUGCUCCUGCGAAGGCGACGAGGGGGAGAGGGUGGGGACGGGGCAGGGGAUGGGGUGGGUCAAGGCGGGGAGGGGGUGGGAGGAAGAGGGGCACGGCCAAGAAGCUUGCUGAUAACAACUCAUCAUGCAUGUCACCGCCACUCGCGCACAUCUGUUUCCUCUCCUAUCCGGACGCCAGCAAGAUGGUCAUCUACCUCUCGCUACUCCUUGUCGGCUGGCUCAGUCUCCGCGGAGUCUUGGGUGGUGGAAGCAGCGCCAUCCCUCGCGUGCUUUUCCGACACACGGACCCGAAGUUUGAAUGGCGGCUUUUCCGGACUCCAGUUGCGAUAGUACGCCGAGAGACCAGCGGCGGCCUCAGACAGAAGUCUCGGCCGGCUGUUGACCGCGUCAAGGAAGCCAUCGAGGUCGCUUCGGUCGACAUCCUUCGACACAAGCCCCGGCGGGCUUACCUUGAGCUCCUCGCCGAUGGAGCUGCCGGCAGGAGCAUCGUGCGCCGAAAAGAAAGAGGACACGUAUCUGGAAAAGAGAUAAUCGUAAAACCGCGUAUCAGUCUUCGACGCGGUAGUCUUCCGUACUUCGUUUCGUGCGCGAACUCCUGUUCCUGGGAGUCGGUCAUGCUUGUUGGAGGCUUUGGAAUGAAAGUGGUGAGGAGGAUGGGCGAAUGGUAA
Messenger RNA from Dioszegia hungarica, 2766 nucleotides. RefSeq lists its product as uncharacterized. Bases 1 to 2766 code for a protein of 921 amino acids. Lineage: Eukaryota; Fungi; Basidiomycota; Tremellomycetes; Tremellales; Bulleribasidiaceae. The record is from RefSeq and is a predicted model, not a curated record. The transcript is spliced from 5 exons.